AUGUUUGGUUUGACUAAGGUCAUUAGACGAGUUGCAUUUCGUGCAUCUGGUUUGCAUGCAUUCUCCUCUGCUUCAUCAUCAUCACCACUGUCUGAAGCAUUAAAAGUACGAAUCGAAAAGAUGAUCUCAUCUGCUCCAGUAGUAGUUUUUAUGAAAGGUUCACAGCUUGAACCAAUGUGUGGCUUUAGCAAAAAUGUUAAAUUGGUAUUAGACUUUCAUGAAGUUAAAUUCAAAGAUUAUGACGUACUCAGCGACGAUGAUCUAAGAGAAGGUAUUAAAGCAUACAGCGACUGGCCUACAAUACCUCAGGUUUAUGUGAAUGGCAGUUUCAUAGGAGGUUGUGACAUUCUUGUUCAAAUGCAUAAAAAGGGUGAAAUAACGGACCUCUUUGAGAAAGAAGGUAUAAAAACACGAUUUUCGGAUGCUUCAAACGACGAACCAAAAAAACAUUAG
Messenger RNA from Loa loa (African eye worm), 453 nucleotides. RefSeq names its product glutaredoxin. The record is from RefSeq and is a predicted model, not a curated record. Lineage: Eukaryota; Metazoa; Nematoda; Chromadorea; Rhabditida; Onchocercidae. Bases 1 to 453 code for a protein of 150 amino acids. The transcript has 3 exons.